AUGAAUGGCCCUGGCAAGAUGCUUAACAUGGGACUAUCCAGCAUCAAAAUGACCCAACAAUAUGGCCAUUACCCUUUGAACGAGGAGAAACUCAAGUCUUUGGCGGAUGAGGGUAAUUCGACUCAGCACGAACCAAGAUUGAAGAUUACGAAGUAGAAAAAAAAAGGG
Molecule: messenger RNA, 168 nt
Organism: Pyricularia oryzae 70-15
Lineage: Eukaryota; Fungi; Ascomycota; Sordariomycetes; Magnaporthales; Pyriculariaceae
Exons: 2
Coding region: 1-156 (51 amino acids)
Source: RefSeq, a predicted model, not a curated record